This is a messenger RNA of Cydia pomonella (codling moth), 2214 nucleotides long. RefSeq lists its product as uncharacterized. The record is from RefSeq and is a predicted model, not a curated record. Bases 6 to 1730 code for a protein of 574 amino acids. The transcript is spliced from 4 exons. NCBI's taxonomy places the organism in Eukaryota, Metazoa, Arthropoda, Insecta, Lepidoptera, Tortricidae.
UCGGUAUGAAUCAAUGCUUUAGAUUGAUGCAAUAUAGCGAACAGUGUGGAAUAGUCAAGAUGGGUGAAAUGAAAUUCCUGUUAUCGAUUUUGAUGACAUUAUUCAUUAACGAGUGUCAGGUUUCGGGUUGUACUGGUGUUGAAAAAGAAAAAUGGUUGAAACGGAGCCUUCCAAAUGAUGAUUCAGAAACGCAAGUAGAUCUUAGCAAUGCAUUCGGACUCAAGUUAGUCCUGCCAGAUUACAUUAAUGCACUGAAAAGAGAAUGCGGAAGCAAAAGUCAUGAAUUAAAGCCAGAAAGACACAUUAUCCACUCGAGUCCUAAAAAGGAAAACGAUAAUUUUAAGGAUAUACUUAAAGCGAUAAAAGUCUUCGGUGAUUUAUUACACAGUGGGGAAGACCAAAGAGAAUCAAAAGAGAAUCUAGAUCUUAGGAAGUUAUUAAUAUUGAAACAGGCAUUCUCAGAUUUAAUACUAAAGUUAGGGUCAGUUGAGAAAGAUAAACUGAAAAGAUACUUCAAAAGCGAACAUCAUGAAUGCAAGCUAACACGAGAAAUGUUCCAAUCCAGUUCUAAGGAGAAGAAAGACGAUUUAAUGGAUAAACGUAAAGUGAUAAAAGAUUUGCCAGACUUAGGUACUUUAGUACACAAUGGGAUAGAUCAAUCAAAAGACCAAAUAGGUCUAAGCAACAAACUAAGAUUGAAACAGGCAAUAUUAGGUAUAAUAGUAAUCUUUGGGUUAGAUCACAAAGAUAAACUAAAAAUAGGCCAAGAAUACAAAAAUCAUGUAUUAAAGCUAGAAAGAGAAAUGUUCCAAUCCAGUUCUAAGGAGGGAAAAGAUGAUUUGAUGGAUAAACGUAAAACUGAAAAAGACUUAACAGACUUUGGUUCUUUAAUAAACAAUAGGAAAGACCAAUCAAAAGACGUAAUGGCAAUGUUAGGUAUAAUACUAAAGUUAGCGUCAGAUCAGAAAGUUAAAUUAAAUAGAGACCAUGAAAACAAAUAUCAUGGAUUAAAGCGAGAAAGAAAACUGAUUCAAUCCAGUUCUGAAGAGAGAAAUGAUGAUUUGAUUGGUAAAUUUAAACUGAUGAAAGAAAUAGCAAACGUUAGUCCUAAAAACAAAGGAAAUAAAUAUUUAGAACUUAAUCAUCAGUAUGUUCUCAAUAAUGAAGCAACUGAACAAUUUGCUGAACGGAUACCUGUGAUUAUCAUAUCACCCAAUUUUGCUGAAGUAGGCUGGAAAGAAGUAUUCGGACGAAAAAGCCAAAACGAGCAUCACAAAGGGUGCAAUAAUAUGAAAGCAAAACAUGUCAAAGCAGCCGGGAAAGUGAAAAAAUUGAAGACAGCAUUCAGCAAAAGCGAGGACCACAAUGAAAAGAAUCGUGAAUGCGAAGGAAACGAAUAUAAGAAAAUCGCAUGUAACAUAUGCCAAUGCGUCGGUGGCAGGUGGAGGUGUACCUCACUUGCUUGUGACAUUAAGAAAUUAAAUGACCACAUCGACUUAAACAGUUUAAAUGGAAUGACGAAAAAAAUGUAUGAUAAAUUACGCGAAGAAGCCACUGGCUGCAUUCCUGGUGAAGAAAUCAACGAGCCUGGCGUCAAUGAUUGCCCGUGCAAAUGCGUGUUGCCCAGUUUGAUUGAGUGCCAAAUUUGCCCGGCUCUCGAGCAGAUACAUUUGCCUAAAAAGACCACCGCGAAACAGCCUGAGCAAAAACCAUUUGGAAUGCUUGGUUAAUUGAUCGAAGUAAUUAAACAGACUAGAUUUGAAUCAAGCUGACACUGCAUGGCAUUUUAUGUAUUUAAUUAUUACACUGAUCCUGCUAUCGGACGAUGACUGAUGUAGUGAUGCAACGGCCAGACUGAGACGGGAACGGCUAAACUGAGAUGAUUCUGACCAUUUCUAUACGUAUUCUACAUAUGCGGGUCUACUCCAGCGAUAUUAUAGAUAUACGGAACAAAACCGGGACGCGAUACUUACAUAAAUACGGUGAUAGUCCCGUAUAUACGGGACAUACCUACUAUGUUAAUACAUAUGCAGAAUUAAAGACCAUCACUAUUAUAGUUUGGCAAGCCAUUUCCGUCAGUAGAAAAAGGCGGUGAAUUUAACAAAAUUAGGCGCGAAGUGGGUAACCAGAGUAUAUUUUGUAACACUUAAAUAAGAUUGUGAUACAGUUUUCAUAAAUACAAAUUUUAAAUAAAUAUAUCUAUAUAAGGAGGCA